Messenger RNA from Caenorhabditis briggsae, 486 nucleotides. The record is from RefSeq and is a predicted model, not a curated record. Lineage: Eukaryota; Metazoa; Nematoda; Chromadorea; Rhabditida; Rhabditidae. The transcript is spliced from 3 exons. The coding region runs from base 1 to 486 and encodes 161 amino acids.
AUGUGCAAGCUUUUGGCUCUAUUGGCUAUUAUCGUGACUUUGGCUUCUGGAACUUCCACACCUUCCUCACCAGUUUCUGCGGAAAAUAAGCCACCGGUUGCCAAAUCUCACCCUUUCCAAGCUGGCCUACCAACGGCACCUUCUGGAUCUUUCUCUCAUCCACCUUCUUCUGGACUUUUUUCGACUGGUCUCCCAACUCCGAUUACAGGACCUUCCGAUAUCGAAGAAGUAUUCGACGACCCAUCAGAAUCAAUCUAUAUUCUGGAAGUUCUCCAAAACAUCGAAAAUUCCAAAAUCGAAGAGAAGAGAGAAGAAGCGAAGCUCCGUCGAUCCCUGGAAGAAACUGUGGAGUUUUAUGACAACAACCGUAUUGAGGAGUGUCUUAUGGAGUAUUUUGAAGAAAGAGAAAAUUGGAAUCAGGUUCCGGAUGAAAAUCAAAACUAUCUAGCCCCAAUUAUGACACUGGAGCAUGUUCGCAUGGUCUAA